CUUCCUGGUAAAUUUCGAAGUCCGGUCCAAACAACGGCAGACCUGUCUGGUAAUUGACAAUUAUGCGACAAAAAUGAGCAGCAGACCAGGACUCUCCUCUGAUGUCGACAAGAAAGCCCAAGAUCUGUUAACGAGAAAGAACCUAAAGGAUCAGAAAGUCUCUGUUUUAGCGAGCAGUGCUACGGAAUUUUAAGGCAAAAUGUUAUGCCUCUCCCGCACACAGUGGGGUCCUACCUGGCAAUGGCGGUCCCACACGGGAACACCGGGCCACCUAGUGAGGCCACACAACAUUACGGGAACACCUCUCUCUUUUCUCUUCUAUUUCUUUUUUUACAGUCAAAAAAGUUUUUUUCUUUUUCAAUUACUAUAAAUACUCAUUACCCCUCCAAAUUUGUUACACAAACAUAAUUUAACUCUCUGUUUCUAAAAAAAUAGUUUAUCAUAUAAGUUUAAGAAUUGAAAGAUGGAAUCAUCUUCAUCAUCAUCGGAUGAUUGGUCGAAGGAUUGUAGCACAAUUUUUCUCACAACAAUUGUAGGAGCAGCAAGCCUCAUUUUGGCUGCUGAAGCUGAAAGUUCACUUUCAAGAACAGGAAGAGCUGCUUUAAACAGAGAUCGUGAAGCUGCACACGAUAGUCUUAAUACUGCAAGAUAUUCACCAAAGAGACCAGUUGAGAAUGAUGUUAAUGGGAUGAAUCUAGAGUCAAACACUAGAUCCACCUCAGGAGCUAAAACUACAACCAAUUCUAAAUUGGAGACCGAGAUUGAAAAAUCUCUUUCUAGCGGGCAGCAGGAUGCGUUGAAUUCAAAAAAACGUCCUUGUGCCUUUUGUCAUUCUUCUAGUCAGACAGAGGGAAGUGGACCAUUUGUGUCUUUUGCCCAAGGGAAGGAAGUAGUGGGGUCUUUGGCCAACUUCUCUAAGGUUACACAUGUUCACAGAAAUUGUAUUCAGUGGGCUCCUCGGAUUUACUUUAAGGAUGGAAUUAUUCAGAAUUUAGAAUCAGAAGUGACAAGGGCCAACAAGCUUAAAUGCAGCAGCUGUGGUAAAAAGGGAGCUGGUCUUGGCUGCUAUAUGGAGACAUGCCAAAGAAGUUACCAUGUGCCUUGUGCAUAUUACAUUCCUGAGUGCAGAUGGGAUGACACCUAUUUAAUGUUGUGUCCAAAGCAUAGAACAAUGAAAUUUCCAAACGAAAUGGAGGCAGAUGAUGGGAAGCAAGACACUGAGAAAAGAACAUCUACACAUCUGAAUCCCUGCACGACACCGUUGGAUGCCGGACAGAAUUUGGUGUUUUGUGGUUCGGAUCUUUCUACAGAAGAAAAGUGUUUGCUGGUUGAUUUUGCAAGCAAUAAUCAGGCAGUAGUGUUCAGAUACUGGAAACCUAAUGUUACCCAUGUCAUUGCUGCCACAGAUUCAAAUGGUGCAUGCACAAGGACAUAUAAAGUUCUGAUGGCUAUUUUGAAUGGAGUAUGGAUUGUUAGUGUUGAAUGGGUAAAAGCUUGUAUGGAAGCUGGGUGUCUUGUGAAUGAAGAACCAUAUGAAGUUCAUCUAGAUACCCAUGGCUGUACUGGUGGUCCCAAAGCUGGGAGGCUAAGAGUUCUAAAUAAUGGUCCAAAACUUUUCAACAAUUUGGAAUUUUACUUUGUUGGGGAUUAUGUAGAAGCUCACAAGACUGAUCUCAAAGAGUUGGUUACAACUGCUGGAGGCACAAUUAUCGAGGCCAGGGAUCAAUUACUGUCAUCAAGUAAUGAUGCAGAUGAAGAUGUGAAGCGGGUAUCUUUGGUUGUUUACAAUGCUGACCUUUCGGAUCACUCUGAGUUUUACGAUGAAGAUUCUAUAAGAUUCCAAAGAUUAGCUGCAGCUGAGGACAUUGCUCAAGAAUCUCGGUCUCAGACUAUCCAACAUAUUUGGAUUUUGGAAUCAGUUGCUGCAUGCCGUUUACUGCCUUUUACAUCAGGGGUCCAGUAAUGUCUUAUAAACUCCAUCUUGUGUAUCUGUUAUGUUAUGUGGUUGGUGUUUUUUGUCCCUCUAGUCAGUGUAGCAUAGAUACUACUAUUAGAACACUAAGAAAACUACUACAUGGGUUUUGGUUGAUUUCUUGUGUUGUGGUAAUGCUUGAAACUUUUAACCCGUCCAUCAGUUGUACAGAUCGAAGCUAUAGUGGAAUAGAAUGAAAAAGGGCAGCGGAUUAUGCUAUUAUUUUUCUAGCAACAAGUUUUAUUAGUUGGCUAGAAAUAGAAUACAGUAUGUGUUUUUCUGUUUUGGACAAUAUUCACAAAAAUGGCAAGAUUAAUUUGUAUAAGCAUUUUGACCUUAUACAUAGUUUUUGGG
This is a messenger RNA of Lactuca virosa, 2326 nucleotides long. NCBI's taxonomy places the organism in Eukaryota, Viridiplantae, Streptophyta, Magnoliopsida, Asterales, Asteraceae. The record is from the annotation of a GenBank genome assembly.